Molecule: messenger RNA, 1671 nt
Organism: Bicyclus anynana (squinting bush brown)
Lineage: Eukaryota; Metazoa; Arthropoda; Insecta; Lepidoptera; Nymphalidae
Product: 17-beta-hydroxysteroid dehydrogenase 14-like
Exons: 1
Coding region: 776-1525 (249 amino acids)
Source: RefSeq, a predicted model, not a curated record
CUUAAUUGGUCCAGGUCUGGCUGGUGGAAGGCGUCGGCCGUGGCUAGUUAACACCCUACCGACAAAGACGUACCUCCAAGGAUUUAGCGUUCCGGUACGAUAUCGUGUAGAAAUCGAAAGGAGUGUGGAUCUUUAUCCUACUCCUAACAAGUUUGCCCGCAUCCAUCUUAGAUUGCAUCAUCACUUACUAUCAGAUGAGAUUGUAGUCAAGGUCCAACUUGUAAAUAAUAAAAAAAUCUAUGAAGUGCCUACACGUCACCGCUGGUAAUAAAGUGUAUAGGUAAGUAGGUAAGUCUUGGAGACCCGUUAGGCUGUUGGUCCCAGUUACAUAGACGUAUACCAACUCUGUAAGUAAGGCUUGCUUCAUUGCUUCAUACGCACUUAUACCUAACCUAAAACUAUUUACUUAUAUCUGACGGGACAUACAAUUUUUCCACUAUAGUGUAGUGUUUAAACCUAUUGCAUGCGUACGAAUAGAUCAGCUCAGUGAAGUAAUGGAAUAUUUUAUUUAGGUAAGUACUUACCUAAGUAUUAAGAUAACGGUGCAUUUGAUUUCUAUGAUUAGGUUGGUAGGUACUUAGGAGAGAUUAAAAUUAAAUUCCAAAAAAAUAUACCUUAUUAAAGUGGAAAUAAGAUUGUUUAUAGUGUGAUUACAAAAUUCGGCGAAUUUCCAAUACAAUACACUGAUAAAUGUUUUAUAUGUCAAUAUCACAUUUGCAAGUCAAAAAACGCGCUGAUACAUUCAGUACCUAUAGCAUUGCCCAGGUACAUUAUAAUGGAAUUUAAUAAUAAAGUUGUUAUAGUGACUGGUGCUAGUUCUGGAAUAGGAGCAUCCACAGCUAUAGCCUUCAGUGCAGCGGGCGCUGAAGUGGUUAUGGUAGGACGAAACGAAGCCAAGCUAAAAUCAGUCGCCGCCAAAUGCAAGAACCCCCUAGUGUUGAUCGCGGAUAUGAGAAAAGACGACGAUGUGAAACGAAUCAUGGACGAAACAAUCAAAAUGUUUGGCCGCCUGGACAUUUUAGUAAACAACGCGGGACUGUCAUCCACAGGGCAUCUCAUGGAAAGUGACAACAUGAUGAAAGCUUACGAUAUCACCAUGAAUACGAACGUACGAGGUCUGGUACAUAUGACCAGCGUAGCUGCACCCCAUUUAGCAAAAACAAAAGGAAACAUCAUAAACAUAUCCAGCGUUGUUGCACUCAUCACACCAAGUGUAAUUGGAUCGAUAAAUUACUUCGUCUCCAAAGCUGCUGUUAACCAUUUCACUCAGUGCUCGGCUAUUGAAUUGGCACCAUACGGGAUUAGAGUGAACACAGUCAGUCCUGGACCAGUCAGGACUGACUUCAUAACUAAUGCCAAGUUGAAUGCUGAUUAUGAAGUUAUUAAAACGAAAAGUGCUUUAAAUAGAAUUUCAGAGCCAGAAGAGAUCGCUGAUUUGAUUCUGUAUAUAGCUAGUGAUAAAGCAAAAGGUAUUACUGGAUCAAACUUUUUGUCUGACAACGGUGUAAUGGUAAAACGUACUUAAUUCGUGAGUAGGCUUUCCAUAAUAGUAGCUGCGGCGAUUAUGGGCAUUGUUUUUCAUAAGAUCGUAAUACUUAUAUAAGUAGGUAGUAGGUACGUUUUAAAAUUGAGUUGAGGUUGUAAAUAAAAAAUAAAGUUUAUAAUUUCUCA